CAGUAACCUGCCAGGCUGCAAUGGGCAGUAUGUCAGACUGCUUAGUUCCUGGAACAAAGGUUGCUCAAGGAAAUGUAAAUAUUAAUUUAUUGCCUUGAGGAAGUUUGUCAUGUGCAUUAUAACCCCAUAGCGGGGGAGGGAAGAGCAAACCUCUGCUUGAAAUGGUAAUUAUUUGUACUGCAGAAGCCACACUGCUGCCCCUCUGCAAGUGCCAGCACUGUUUGCUGAAUUCCCUAAGUGGAUAAAUGGAGCUUAAAUAGCACAGCAAGAAGGGAGGGAUGGGAACCAGUCACAAUGGAAUAUGAGUUAGAUGUACAGGCUAUGAUACACCUUGUUGAGGUUCUCCAGAGCAGAGCAAUGUCUACUGGACAGUGGGAGAGCAGGCUGCAGUUGUGGUCAGCUAAGUGAUGCUCAGCUGCUGUGUGAUUUCCAUGCAGGAAAUGGGGAAGGAAAAGCCAAGGAGUCUCUGUGCCAGCUAACCUUUGAGAGGGAAGCUAGGGUGCCCAGAGGGCACAGCAGCAUCACAUGGGUGCUGUCCUUGGGCUCACUGGGUCUGCCCCCUUCUCACUGCAGCCUUGGGAAGCCCUUUCUCCUGAGAGCUGGAGUGGGGACUGCUCCUGAGGAGGGUCACCAGGGUCUCAGUUGGAUACCUUCACCCAGCUCACAUGCAGAGGAGCCAGGAAGACACUCUGGGAGCAGGAGUUGCCACAUACGCUGGCAUUUUGCCUGCUCACAAACAGCAGCCAACAGGUUCCUCACAGCCAGCGUGUAUGGGCUGAGAGGUUGGAUGUGCUGGGGCGCUGCUGGCACAGACACGUUCAUUUUUUCUCUGCUGUAAUUGGGUCUUUCCUCCCAUUUACCAGAAAGGGAACAACCUCCCUUAUCUCCCCUGCUCACCUGGCCAGCGGUCAGAGUCUGCUGUAAGCUCUGUCACAGGAGAAGAGAGAUCUGCGCUCAGGAGGGGCUGUGAAGAAGACCAGUUUCCAGCUACUUCUGCCACUGCAGUUUCUGUGGAGGUCCUGUAUUGCUCAGUCUUCCUGGGCCUACCUCUUCUCUCCCAAGAUGCUGAGAAGAGUCCUGUGCACAGUGCUGUUCGUGGGAGCCUUGCCAUCACUGGCUGAAGCAUCCCAGGGCCACAUCUCAGUGGUCUUGCUGGGAGCCACGGGUGAUUUGGCCAAGAAGUAUUUAUGGCAGGGUCUAUUCCAACUCUACCUGGACCAAGUGAGCAGCGGCCACAGCUUCACCUUCCAUGGGGCUGCACUGAAGGCUCUGGAGCCAGGGCAGAGGUUGAUGUUUGAUGUGCUGAAGAAGCUGUCCUGUCCCCCAGAUGAGCCUCCCAACAGAUGUGCUGUGCUCAAGGACCAGUUCCUUAAACUAAGCCAAUACCACCAGCUGAAGACUGCCGAGAACUACACUAUGCUGAACAGAGAGAUUGAGACGCUGCUUCGCCAGGAGGGGCUGAAGGAGGCUGGGAGGAUCUUCUACUUCUCAGUACCCCCAUUUGCCUACACAGAGAUUGCCCGGCACAUCAACAGCAGCUGCAGGCCCCCUCCAGGAGCCUGGUUGCGUGUGGUGCUGGAGAAACCUUUUGGCCAUGACCUGCAGUCAGCCCAGCAGCUGGCUACAGAGCUGACGAGCUUCUUCAGGGAAGAGGAGAUGUACCGGGUGGACCACUACCUUGGCAAACAGGCUGUGGCCCAUAUCCUGCCUUUUCGAGAUCAGAACCGACACUUUCUGGAUCCAAUUUGGAACCGACACCAUGUGGAAAGAGUGGAGGUUGUCUUGAAAGAGACUGUGGAUGCUAAAGGCCGCACCAGCUUCUAUGAGCAGUACGGAGUCAUCCGGGACGUGCUGCAGAACCACCUCACCGAAGCCCUGAUGUUCCUGACCAUGGAGCUCCCAGUUAACGUGAGCAGGGCUGAAGAGGUUCUGCAGUGCAAGCUGCAGGCCUUCCAGUCCUUGUGGGGCCUGGAGAAGAGCAGUGCUGUGUUGGGUCAGUAUCAGGCUUAUGCCAGCCAAGUACAGGAGGAGCUGCAGAAGGCACAAGACUACAUCAGCACCACACCAACCUUUGCAGGUGUGCUGGUUCACAGCGGCAGCCUGCGUUGGGAAGGGGUCCCCUUCCUCCUCACUUCUGGGAAAGCUCUGGAUGAACGGGUGGGUUAUGUCCGUGUUCUCUUCAAGAACCGGGCCUACUGCACCCAGAGCGAGGCCCUGCGGGAUGCAGGGCACAGCCAGUGUAAAGCCAAGCAGAUCAUCUUCUACAUUGGGCAUGGUGCCCUCAGCACCCCUGCAGUGCUGGUGAGCAGGAACCUCUUCAGGCCCAUCAUGCCAGAAGGCAUCUGGAGAGAAGAAGUGGGUCAGUCGGACCUGCGCAUCUUUGGACAGCCGUUGUCUGAUUACUAUGUGUAUGUCCCUGUGAAAGAGAGAGAUGCGUAUUCUGUCCUCAUCUCCAACAUCUACCAUGGCAGGAAGGACUUCUUCAUUACCACUGAGAACCUGCUGGCCUCCUGGGCAUUCUGGACACCGCUGCUGAACAGCAUCUCCAACCAGCCCCUGCGCCUCUACCCGGGGGGUGUGGAGAACCAGCACCUCUUAGACUUUGAAAUGGUGAGUGGGGAAGUGGCAUUCACCGUGGCAGAGCCACUGGAACUGCUGAACCCCGAGAGGAUGAUGCCAAGUGAUUUCAGGACCAUCCAGUCCAAGUUCCGGCAAAGCCCCCUGGUCUCAGCGUGGUCUGAGGACCUGAUUUCCCAGCUGGCUUCUGACAUGGAGGAGGCAGCAGGCAGGGCUGUGGAACGCUCUGGGCAGUUCCACCUGGCCCUCUCGGGUGGCUCAAGCCCAGUGGUCCUAUUCCAGCGGCUGGCCAGGCACCAUUAUGCCUUCCCAUGGAAGCACACCCACAUCUGGCUGGUGGAUGAACGCUGCGUCCCCCUCACUGACACUGAGUCCAACUUCUUCAGCUUGCACAACCACCUCCUCCAGAGCGUCAGGGUGCCCUACUUCAACGUCCACCCCAUGCCUGUGCACCUGAACCAGCGUCUCUGUGUGGAAGAGGACAGGGGCACGGAGCUGUAUGCCAAGGAGAUCAUGGCCCUGGUGGCCAAUGCCAGCUUUGACCUGGUGCUGCUGGGGGUGGGCACUGAUGGGCACACUGCCUCGCUCUUCCCCCACUCUGAAGGUGGUUUGGAAGGGGCUCAGACUGUGGUGCUGACUGAAAGCCCUGUCAAACCUCACCAGAGGAUGAGCCUGAGCCUGCCCCUCAUCAACAAGGCCAGGCAGGUGUUUGUGCUGGUUUUGGGGAAGGGUAAGCACGACAUCACCACCCUGCUCAGCAGAGUAGGCCAUGAGCCCAGGAAAUGGCCCGCCUCGGGUGUCAGCCCCAGCUCCGGCCAGCUCGUGUGGUAUGUGGAUUAUGAAGCUCUGCUGGGGUGAUGCCUUCACAGUGUCCCUCCUCCCUUGUCUGCGUGGAUUUUCCUAUACAAUGUCCAUGUUUUCCUGUUACCAGCAGCAGCCUCAUCACUGAAGGACUCCUCUAAUGCAGUGCCUUUGACAUCUGAGCCUGGAAAGGAGCUCGGCUCAGUGUUUAGAGCUAAGUAGGAGCCAGGAGCCCAAGGCAGCAUUUCUGGCUCUCCUAGGGGUUCUGACUGUGACUUUGGACAGAUUACCUCACCUUCAAGUGCCUCAGUUUUCCCUGUCAGGCCUUUGUGGUCAUUAGCAUCAUUUAACUACCUCACGGGCACUACAGGAGACUUGUUAAACUAAGUACCUGCCAAAUGUUAUGGUUAGUGUUUUAAUUCUCAGGCUAGAAGACAGUGAUAACAUGUUUAUCCCUUACCCUGGUCACUCUGGCCAGGACAGUGUCAUUGUCUCAGUAAAAUGAUGGUUCUGUG
Messenger RNA from Neopsephotus bourkii (Bourke's parrot), 3893 nucleotides. It is a transcript of the gene H6PD, whose product is annotated as hexose-6-phosphate dehydrogenase/glucose 1-dehydrogenase. The record is from RefSeq and is a predicted model, not a curated record. Gene Ontology annotation, cellular component: endoplasmic reticulum. NCBI's taxonomy places the organism in Eukaryota, Metazoa, Chordata, Aves, Psittaciformes, Psittacidae. Gene Ontology annotation, biological process: glucose metabolic process; pentose-phosphate shunt; pentose-phosphate shunt, oxidative branch. Gene Ontology annotation, molecular function: NADP binding; 6-phosphogluconolactonase activity; glucose-6-phosphate dehydrogenase activity. The transcript is spliced from 5 exons. The coding region runs from base 1063 to 3435 and encodes 790 amino acids.